CCACUGGCGUCCGUGAUAGUGACGAAGAACUACUACCAGACGGAGAGCAUACCGAACACCUUGCAGCUGAUGGAGGACGACGUGGUGCAUGUGCUGAGCAAGCCUAACGAGCAUUGGUGGGACGGCGUGCUCGUGGACCCUGUGGGAAACGUCACGCGGGGAUGGUUCCCGGCCUCUUACACCAGGCCCCCAAAACAACACCAGAGCACUCCCCAUCAGGCGCCAGUCUCUACGGCGAGAUCCGAGCCACCUCCAUCGAACGCCUCCUCCCCUUCCAUCUUUAAGGAAAAGAACUACUUCGUGCCGAAGACAGACUCUUUUCUCACCUCCUCUUUAGCCAAUCAACACCAGCAUGAGUCAAGACAGUCCUCAAAGGCGCACACAGAGACUCCGCCAUACUCUCUCAUGAACUCAAUGCAUAUGGUAACAAAUGAGGAGAUAUCCUCCUAUUUCCAGACGUCGAACUCGGAGUCUCAACCCUCUUUCAAUUUUGUCCCUAUCUGGUUACCCCAAUUCACAAUUGACAACCAGGUGGUGUACAAGGACCAGGCAUUGAAGGUACUAACUCGAGACAUACCGUUUGUUGAUGCAGACUAUCUCAAUGAGGACUCAAUUCACGAGGUACCAGAUACUUCGAACCUCGUGGCCGACCUGAAUCCUCUUCCAAUCUCGCUGCAGCGUCAAAACACAGAACCAAGCAUUAACUCCACACCACCAGCAAACAACUUCAAGUCGUAUUCCAUAUACGAUAGCUUUCAUGGAUCGACCAACAAGCAUGCCCCUCAACAAACUCAGGUUUUGAUCAACAUGCCUGAUUUUGCAAAUGUACGAUUGACUGAGCUUUUCUACACUGAUAACACUGACAUCUUGACAUGGGAUGCACUGGCUUCCAGUUUCAUCAACUCACUGGAUAGAAGUAUCUCGUCCCUAGAAGUUUACGAUAAACAAAAGUUCAAGGAUUCAAUGAACGCUUGCUCGAAUUGUAUCUCUUCACUUCAUACAGCCGGAAGACUCAUACAUCAGCAAUUGCUCGACUCAAAUAAACAAAUUCAGUUCACUGCAAUACUGAAUAAAAUAACAAACAUGUUUAUUCAGUUUAAGAUUUGGACAACACUGACACUGGUGUCAUUGGAUAGCAUGGAGACCUCCAAAAAUAGUAAAUCAUUGGGAAUAUCAAACCCAGAGGAUGUUCCAAAAUCAAAACUAAGUAGUUACCAUGACGAUUCUGUUCGCUGCCGCCGCAAACUUGAAAAACUAGUAACUCACUUGUGUUUGGUAACUGCGUCUUUAUCCAAUCCCAAUCAAAAUGGAAUUUUUGCCAAAAAUGAUUCUAAAAUCUUGCCAAUGAUUUAUCCAAGAUUUGUAAGAGAUAAAUUUGAAGGAGGAAAUUUUAAGAACAAGUUUGUUGAUGCCAGAUUCUCUCAAUCCGAUUUUUUUUCUAAUCCAGCUCAAAACCAAGUAAAUAUACUGUUGGAUGAUGAGGCAUUGAACAAAUUGGCUUCAACCGAAAAGAAGAUUUUAGAAUCCCUGAAGGAGGUGCAGGAUAUAUUAUCUUUCAAAUUGUCGAAAGAUGCAACGUUGAAGACAUUCAUGGAUGACCGGAAUUUAAAGCUUCUUGCAGCCAUAUACCAAUGUAUCCCCCUUCUUUGUCUGUUUAUUGAUACCAUAGAAUCCAUAGACAUGACUGUAUUUGCAAUGAUAAAUAAAUUAGCAGCAAGAAACUCCAAGCCUGAGAGACAAAACACAAUAGAUUCAGAGAGCAGUAGUCAGUCAUUUUAUGAUGCAACGGCAAAAGUUUUCAGACCUAUGAUCAAUGAAUUCAUGUACUUGAAACAACUAUUGCAUUCUGCGUUUACAGAUUUAGUUCUUGAUGCGCAAACUAUAACAGCAACUGACCCUGAGACUUUUUUUCCAAUAGAAAGGGAAGGACCUUCCUCUGAUAAACCUAUUUCCAAAAGCAAACAACUUACCGAAGCUUUAAUGAAACAGUUAGAGUUGAUAAACUCAGAAAUAUAUCAUGAUGGCGUUUUCAAACUUGAGCCAAACCUAAAACUACUUGAGACCAUCAGGCUAGCAAAGGGGAGGAUGCGUCUUAUUUCUGUUUCUGUAAAUCAAUUGAAGGAGGAACGUAGAUCAAUUUUGAAUUACUGCUCAAGGGUAAUGAACACCGAUUUCAAUAUUGCUUCAUUAUUCAUUGCAGAAAGACAUAACACUUUGGUGUCAAUGAACAGUCAAUCCACUCAAACCAUCUUCACCGGAAAUAGGGCAACCAAUGACCUGUCAGAGUGGCCUGGAACAGAGAAUAUUCCGUGGUAUAUGGGACCCGACCAUGAUGAAGAAGAUUUGAUAUACGAGACUUCUAAUUUGAGAGGUGGUCCUGUAAGAAGCUUAGUAGCCAAAUUAGUCAAUCCUACUUCUCCUAAUGACGAAUUGUUUGAGCAAACAUUUUUCUCUUUCUUCUCCACCUUUGUCAAACCUGUCAAACUUUUUGAAAUUUUGAUUGAAAAAUAUCAUAUUGGAAUGCCAGAUGCUUUGAGCUACGAAGAAUACGAAUACAUAGACUACUUUCAUCUCGGAUGUAUGGAGCCUAAGCAGAUUCCAGUGUCACCAAUGACCCCAAGCAUAAAGCAAUUGAGACUCCAAAAUCUCAAUAUAAAUUAUGUGGCCGACCAAAUUACUGCAGUUCAAGCCUUUUAUUACAGGAAACUCAAUCUAUGGGAUUUACUUGGACGCACAUAUAACUUUUCCAAGAUCUUACAUAAAAAGAAUGACCGUAUUAGCUACAAUAUGAAAGAUCCUCUAGGAACUAAGAAUAUUUCCAAUUUUGUCAAAAAUUGUAAUAACUUGACACACUUUACAACAUACAUGAUCCUACGGAAAGACUCAGAGGAAAGGAUCAAUGCCAUUAAGUUUUUUAUCUCACUUGCUGAAAAGCUUCUCUCGCUCAAGAAUUUCUCAUCGAUGACUGCCAUUAUCAGUGGAUUGGGAUCUACGAGUAUAUCUAGGUUACGAAAAACAUGGGAUGCAGUUCCAAGUUUCUAUGUUGCUAAGUUUCAAAAAAUGGAUAACUUGAUGUCCAUUGGUAAAAAUUACAGUGAAUAUAGAAAUAUCUUGAGAUUCAUGGAGACUGAUGACGACCCAUACCUUCCAUUUCUAGGAAUGUACUUGUCUGAUUUGAGAUUCACUACUGAUGGUAAUUCUGAUUGGCUCGGUUCCAAGAGAGGUUCCAAAGGACUGGUCAAUUUUUCAAAAAGAAUGAGUAUUAUGAAAAUAAUGAAAGAAGUUCUGAAUUUCAAUGAAACCUUGUACAAAAUUGAGCUAGACACUGACUUUUCUUGUUACCUAAAUGAGAUGUUCACGGGUCUGCCUGAUGACGAAAGAAUGUAUGAAUUGUCUAUUCAGAUUGAACCAAGAGUCAGUCUUUUAAAGAACCCCAAAAAU
Messenger RNA from Pichia membranifaciens NRRL Y-2026, 3441 nucleotides. RefSeq lists its product as hypothetical. Gene Ontology annotation, molecular function: guanyl-nucleotide exchange factor activity; protein binding. Gene Ontology annotation, biological process: Ras protein signal transduction; positive regulation of GTPase activity. The record is from RefSeq and is a predicted model, not a curated record. Lineage: Eukaryota; Fungi; Ascomycota; Pichiomycetes; Pichiales; Pichiaceae. The transcript is spliced from 5 exons. Gene Ontology annotation, cellular component: plasma membrane. The annotation marks the transcript as partial.